AUGGCCGAAAACGCGGCGCCAGGAAGCGCAAACAACACGGGCGCAGACAGCUCGCGCGGAAUGCCCUACUACGAGAGACUGCGACGCGACUUGCGCGAAUCGCUCAACAAGAAGCGCAUCAUCGACAACAGUCUGCUACAACUAGAGGACAACAUCCUCCGAGUCGAGACGCAGUACCUCGAAGAGACGAGCGCCGGAAACAUUAUCAAGGGCUUCGACAACUACAUCAAGGGAGCGGCGACCACCACAACAGCAGGAGGAGCAGGCACUGCCACCAGACGGAAAGCGCCCAUCAGUGAUGCAGACCGGAUAUUCAGUCGGAGCUCUACAAGCUUCCUGAGGGAAUCCUCCACACCGGGCUCCGCGACGCCAUCGCACGCUCCUACCCCGACUUCGUCCUUCCCUACGCGCGAAUCGAGCCAACCUACAAACGGGGCGAGGCCAGGAGGAAGCAAGAAGAAGAAGGCAGCCGACGACGACGACGAUGACGGCAACAAGACGAAGCGACAGAAAAUUUCCUACGGCCGCGAGUGA
Molecule: messenger RNA, 534 nt
Organism: Alternaria ethzedia
Lineage: Eukaryota; Fungi; Ascomycota; Dothideomycetes; Pleosporales; Pleosporaceae
Exons: 3
Coding region: 1-534 (177 amino acids)
Cellular component (GO): NuA4 histone acetyltransferase complex
Source: RefSeq, a predicted model, not a curated record